UUUCAAAGCAAACUAACAGACUCUUCGUUGGAUUCAUUCAGAGCCUCUGAAAAGGAUAAGAGAGUCGAGAGUCUCAGUAGUGAAGAGAGUGAGUGAGAGAGAGUGAGAGAGAGAGCAAUGGCUGUUUCGCAAUUCUCUGCUGCUUCGACACGUCCUGGGGCAUUUUCGCAAUCACACCAUUGCACUUCUCUCUCGGGGUUAUUCGAUUUCGGUUCCCGAAGCAGCGGAUCCAAGCUGUUUUCGAUCAGGACUUUGACUUCACGGCCUGUGAGGCGGUAUUUCUCGGUGAAGAAUGUCUCCAGCGAGCCGAAGCAGAAACUCGAGGAUACUAUCACCGAACAAGAAGCUCCUACCACUCACAAUUCUUUCACACCGGAUGCGGCAUCUAUUGCCUCAAGUAUUAAGUACCAUGCCGAGUUCACACCGUUGUUUUCUCCUGAGCAUUUUGAACUUCCAAAGGCUUUCUUUGCAACUGCACAAAGUGUUCGUGAUGUUCUUAUCAUAAAUUGGAAUGCAACAUAUGAUUACCAUGAAAAGUUGAAUGUAAAGCAGGCAUAUUAUUUGUCGAUGGAAUUUCUACAGGGUAGAGCACUGUUAAAUGCAAUUGGUAAUUUAGAGCUCACUGGUGCUUAUGCAGAGGCUUUGAAAAAGCUUGGGCAUGAAUUAGAAAAUGUGGCUUCCCAGGAGGCUGAUGCUGCACUUGGAAAUGGUGGUCUUGGGCGCCUUGCCUCCUGUUUUCUGGACUCUUUGGCAACAUUAAAUUACCCAGCAUGGGGUUAUGGACUUAGAUACAAGUAUGGCUUGUUUAAACAGAGAAUUACAAAAGAUGGGCAGGAGGAAGUUGCUGAAGAUUGGCUAGAGAUGGGCAAUCCCUGGGAAGUUGUGAGAAAUGAUAUCUCAUAUACUGUAAAAUUUUACGGCAAGGUUGAAAGUGGAUCAGAUGGAAAAAAGCACUGGAUUGGAGGAGAAGAUAUAAAGGCUGUUGCUUAUGAUGUUCCAAUUCCAGGAUACAAAACAAAAAACACUAUCAACCUGCGGCUUUGGUCGACCAAGGCUCCGUCAGAAGAUUUUGACUUACAUGCUUUUAAUACUGGAGAGCACACCAAAGCAUACGAGGCCCUAGCAAAUGCUGAGAAGAUUUGUUAUGUACUCUACCCUGGGGAUGAAUCGAUGGAGGGGAAAGUCCUUCGCUUGAAGCAACAAUACACUUUAUGUUCAGCUUCUCUACAAGAUAUCAUUGCAUGUUUUGAGAGAAGAUCUGGAGCAAAUAUAAAAUGGGAAGAGUUUCCUGAGAAGGUUGCAGUACAGAUGAAUGAUACUCACCCAACUCUUUGUAUCCCAGAGCUGAUGAGGAUUUUGAUAGAUUUGAAGGGUUUAAGCUGGAAGGAGGCCUGGAAUAUCACUUGCAGAGCUGUAGCAUAUACGAAUCAUACUGUUCUUCCGGAGGCAUUGGAAAAAUGGAGUUUAGAACUCAUGCAGAGACUGCUUCCUCGGCAUGUGGAGAUCAUAGAAAUGAUUGAUGAGGAGCUUGUCCACACCAUAGUCUCUGAGUAUGGUACGGAUGAUUCUGAAUUAUUGGAGAAAAAAUUGAAAGAGAUGAGAAUAUUAGAAAAUGUUGAAUUGCCUGCUGCCUUUGUGGAUUUAUUUGUCAAACCUGAGGAAAGCCCUGUUGAUUUGCCAAGUGAGGAACUCGAAAGUCCUCUUGAAAGUUCUGUUGAUUUGCCAAGUGAGGAACUUGAAAGUUCUGUUGAUUUGCCAAGUGAGGAACUUGAAAGUUCUGAAGAAACAGUUGACCCCGUUGAUGAAGAAGGUGAAUCUGAAGAAAAAGCCUCUCAGAAAAAGACUAUAGUGUUGCCAGAACCAGUACCAGAACUGCCAAAGAUGGUCCGAAUGGCUAACCUCUGUGUUGUGGGUGGACAUGCAGUAAAUGGUGUCGCUGAGAUUCAUAGUGAAAUAGUGAAGGAGGAAGUUUUUAAUGCAUUCUUUAAGUUGUGGCCUGAGAAAUUUCAAAAUAAAACAAAUGGGGUGACACCAAGAAGGUGGAUCCGCUACUGCAAUCCGGAAUUAAGUAAAAUUAUAACCAACUGGACUGGAUCCGAAGACUGGGUCCUGAAUACUGAAAAACUGGCAGAGUUACGAAAGUUUGCAGAUACUGACGAUCUCCAAACCCAGUGGAGAGCCGUAAAAAGGAGCAAUAAGUUGAAACUUGUUUCAUUCCUCAAAGAGAAAACAGGAUACUCUGUUAGCCCUGAUGCAAUGUUUGACAUCCAGGUGAAGCGCAUCCAUGAGUACAAGAGACAACUAUUGAAUAUCUUGGGAAUUGUUUACCGCUACAAGAAAAUGAAAGAAAUGAGUGCGAGGGAAAGGAAAGCAAAGUUUGUUCCACGAGUCUGUAUUUUUGGGGGAAAAGCAUUUGCUACUUAUAUCCAAGCCAAGAGAAUUGUGAAAUUUAUCACUGAUGUUGGGUCUACAGUUAACCACGAUCCUGAAAUAGGUGAUUUGCUGAAGGUUGUUUUUGUCCCUGAUUACAAUGUCAGUGUUGCUGAAUUGCUUAUACCUGCAAGUGAGCUAUCACAACACAUAAGUACGGCUGGGAUGGAGGCCAGUGGAACUAGCAACAUGAAGUUUGCGAUGAAUGGUUGCAUUCUGAUUGGGACCUUGGACGGGGCAAAUGUGGAAAUACGAGAAGAGGUUGGGGAAGACAACUUUUUCCUAUUCGGUGCUGAAGCUCAUGAGAUUGCUGGGCUCAGGAAAGAGAGAGCCGAGGGAAAGUUUGUUCCGGACCCCCGUUUUGAGGAAGUCAAGGAAUUUGUCAGAAGUGGUGUUUUUGGGCCUUACGAUUAUGAAGAACUUAUGGGAUCUUUGGAAGGAACUGAAGGUUUUGGCCUUGCUGAUUAUUUCCUCGUGGGCAAAGACUUCCCCAGUUAUCUAGAAUGCCAAGAGAAGGUUGAUGAGGCAUACCGAGACCAAAAGAAAUGGACAAGAAUGUCGAUCUUGAAUACAGCAGGUUCACCCAAGUUCAGCAGCGACAGAACGAUCCACGAAUAUGCCAAGCACAUAUGGAACAUUGAACCUGUCGAGUUGCCAUAGAAGUGUGUGUUUAUGUCUCGAGUGGUGGAGCUGGUUUUGGCCCUUAAUGGUGAUAACAGUGGUUUUUCAUUUUUACGUUGUAUCUUUUUGUUGCUCUCGUCUUUUCAGCAUGUAAAUGAGGUGGGAAUAAGGUGUGAGUGAAACUGAAGUGCCAUCUAAUAAACGAUGCAGAGCCUUUGUCUUAUA
This is a messenger RNA of Juglans regia (Persian walnut), 3276 nucleotides long. RefSeq names its product alpha-1,4 glucan phosphorylase L isozyme, chloroplastic/amyloplastic. The transcript has 15 exons. The coding region runs from base 118 to 3090 and encodes 990 amino acids. Gene Ontology annotation, cellular component: cytoplasm. Gene Ontology annotation, biological process: glycogen catabolic process. Gene Ontology annotation, molecular function: glycogen phosphorylase activity; pyridoxal phosphate binding. The record is from RefSeq and is a predicted model, not a curated record. Lineage: Eukaryota; Viridiplantae; Streptophyta; Magnoliopsida; Fagales; Juglandaceae.